CGCUCAGUUGCCCGGCGCUCGGUUGCUCGGCGCUCACCUGCUCAGGUCUAGCCUCCACCAGCCAACUUGCAGCUGGGACUGGGGCAGCUGCGCAAGUGGGCUGGGGGCCGGGGGGCAAGCAUGGAGGGGCCGCAGGCCGCUGCGGGUGGGCCUGUCUCCCUGCACAACUUCAGCGCGAGGCUGUGGGAGCAGCUGGUCCACUUCCACGUCAUGCGGCUGACGGACUCGCUGUUCCUGUGGGUGGGAGCCACGCCGCACCUGCGCAACCUCGCGGUGGCCAUGUGCAGUCGCUACUCACGGGGGCCUCGUUGGCCUGGAAGAGCCCAGGUACCCCUAGGGGAUGGAGCUCUGUGUUCUCUUCCUGGUCCGGAAGCAGAGGAUUCCAUCCCUGUGUCUACCUCCCUCCUUGGAGACACUUCCGACACAACCUCCACUGGCCUUGCCCAGCGCUUAGGUACGUACCCAUGGCAGGUGCUGCAAGAGCGACCAGAUGGGGCCUCGCUGUUUGAUGGGACCAUGAGGAGGGCACAUCCACGCCCCCAUGGUGUCACCACUGCCAGCAUGUUGCCCGGAGACUCCGAUGUUGUGCCGUGGCUGCUGUCCAAGCCGAUGGGGGACAGGUGCUUUAGCUCCUUCUCCAGGAAGACCAACAAGCAGGUGUUUGUCAGCUAUAACCUACAGAAUGCAGACAGUAACUUCGCAUUACUUGUAGAAAACAGGAUCAAGGAAGAAAUGGAGGCUUUUCCCGAAAAGUUCUAGCUGAGUGGCUGAAGUGAGGAUUCGUAACUUAUGUACAAUAUGUUUAAAUAAAGGAAUUGAGUUUCA
Artibeus jamaicensis (Jamaican fruit-eating bat) is the source of this 825-nucleotide messenger RNA. It is a transcript of the gene PSMG4, whose product is annotated as proteasome assembly chaperone 4. The record is from RefSeq and is a predicted model, not a curated record. The transcript has 5 exons. Gene Ontology annotation, biological process: proteasome assembly. Bases 121 to 759 code for a protein of 212 amino acids. NCBI's taxonomy places the organism in Eukaryota, Metazoa, Chordata, Mammalia, Chiroptera, Phyllostomidae.